Gossypium arboreum is the source of this 1630-nucleotide messenger RNA. Its product is annotated as phosphatase IMPL1, chloroplastic-like. The record is from RefSeq and is a predicted model, not a curated record. Gene Ontology annotation, molecular function: inositol monophosphate 1-phosphatase activity. The coding region runs from base 134 to 1255 and encodes 373 amino acids. Gene Ontology annotation, biological process: phosphatidylinositol phosphate biosynthetic process; signal transduction; inositol metabolic process. The transcript has 11 exons. NCBI's taxonomy places the organism in Eukaryota, Viridiplantae, Streptophyta, Magnoliopsida, Malvales, Malvaceae.
AACAAGAUGUCAUCUGACGUCUGUGGCGCAGAGACAGUAACUGCAAACUACCCACAAAGAAGAUCUCAAAAAACGUUCAUAAAUUGGUAAGGCAAAGGGUUCUGGGUUCUCGCUUAACGUCAAAAAGGAAGAAAUGGAAAGGUCCUUAGUUUUCUCCACCAACAUUCCUCUCAGAUUUUCACGAACACCCAGAUCAAUUUCACCUCGAUUUCACCCAAAUCAGUACCAACCUCACAAAUUUAGUGCAAAGUCUUCAACUGGGUAUCGAAAAGUUGGAAUCUUUAAUACAAAUUCCAAAAGAAAAUUAUGCACAAGAGCUUUGAUAUCAGAGGUUUCUAACCAGAGACAGUAUCCUAAAGUAGCUGCCAAAUCAACCGGACCAAUCCCUCCAUCUCAGCUCAUUGAAGUUGUCGAGACUGCUGCAAAAACUGGGGCUGAGGUGGUGAUGGAUGCUGUCAACAAACCAAGAAAUAUCACAUAUAAAGGACUAACUGACUUGGUAACCGACACAGAUAAAAUGAGUGAGGUUGCUAUUCUUGAUGUAGUAAAAAAUAAUUUUGGAGAUCAUCUGAUCCUUGGGGAGGAGGGAGGAAUUAUAGGGGAUACCUCAUCAGGCUAUCUAUGGUGUAUUGAUCCUUUAGAUGGAACAACAAAUUUUGCACAUUGUUAUCCUAGCUUUGCAGUUUCAGUGGGUGUACUGUUUCAAGGAAAUCCUGCCGCUGCUGCUGUGGUGGAAUUUGUUGGAGGACCUAUGUGUUGGAAUACCCGUACAUUUACUGCUACUGCUGGUGGGGGAGCAUUUUGUAAUGGACAGAAAAUCCAUCCCAGUAAAACGGAUAAGGUGGAGCAGUCUCUUCUUGUGACUGGGUUUGGAUAUGACCACGAUGAUGCAUGGAUUACCAACAUUGAAUUAUUCAAGGAAUUUACUGACAUCAGUAGAGGUGUAAGAAGGCUUGGUGCUGCAGCUGUGGACAUGUGCCAUGUAGCUCUGGGAGUUGCAGAAGCGUAUUGGGAAUAUCGUCUAAAACCAUGGGAUAUGGCUGCUGGUGUAUUGAUAGUCGAAGAAGCUGGUGGUGCUGUGACUCGGAUGGAUGGUGGAAAAUUUUGUGUCUUUGAUAGAUCUGUUUUGGUAUCUAAUGGUGCAGUUCAUGCCAAGCUUUUGGAGAGGAUUGCACCUGCAACGGAGAAACUUAAGAGUAAAGGAAUUGAUUUCUCAUUUUGGUAUAAGCCUGAAAAUUACGUCACAGAUCUUUGAAUUGCCAAAGAGUCACACUUCUUUUUCCUGACACAGUAAGCAGAGCCAUAUAGUUUUGCCAGCAAACACACCAUCAUUGUUUGAUUAGAAACAUAACAAGGAUACAGAAGAAGCAAAUAUCUUGUGAAAGGCUGAAUAAGAAGAAGAGGAAUGAAGUGGUGGCAGUUAAUUGUGGAAUGAGUAUGCGUUGGCAUUUGUAGUUAUAUGUUAUCGUUGUUAAUGAAGUACCAUGCAACUGUCCGCCGUUGUUAACUGUUUUAUUAAAGUUGUAUUUUUAUUUUUAUUUUUACUUUUACUUCAUCUCUUGUAUCUUGUAUAUGCCAUCAUGGUCGUUGGUUCAAUUCACAUAAUUUGAAUUUUCCCAAGUAUGAAUAA